CUGGAAGCUCCACUGAAACCUGUCCACCAUGGGUCACCCUGCUGGUGUUUGAAAUCCCGGUGGCACAGCUUUCAGUAUCACAGCAACAUGCAACCACCACAGUAUAACCGACAGGUGGGUGGUGGGGUUCUCUGACUGGGAAGUGAACCUGGGUUGUACACUGAGAGUAUCGAAUCUUAAGCACUAGAUCACCAGGGCUGGCUCAGGCUCAAUAGAGCACCAUAAAUGGGGGGAAAUGGGACUUGCAAAUAUUUUCAUUUUUCUUGAAUUGGCUUUUCUAGGGACAUGGUUAUUGGUCACCUCAGAGCAGCUCUGUAUUACUGCCUUCACUGUGCGAGGAUUGCUGUCAGGUGCCCCGGGCUUGAAUCCAAGUUUUGGCCUCAGCACUUCAGACUUCCUGUGAUCUGGGCCUCCAGACUGCCCAGGUCGGAGUACAGUGGUGGCCGGCAGCCCUCGGGGGCAGAGGAGGAUCUCCUCAAGAGGUAUAAACAGGAGCAGGCCACAGUCCAGGACGAGCUGUUCCAGGUGGUCACGAGGGAGAGAGAGGCAGCCACGCAGCACCAGCGUGUGUCCCUGCAGGGUGGGGAGGGCAGCAUUGACCAGGAGAAGUGGAAGUCAGCCCAGCUGGCCAGGGAGCUGGAGAGCCGAGAGGCGGAGCUGAGACGCCGCGACACCUUCUACAAGGAGCAACUGGGGUGCAUUGAGAAGAAGAAUUCUGAGAUCUAUAAACUGUCUUCACAGCAAUUCCAUGAGGCAGCUUCAAAAAUGGAGGGCAUGAUAAGGCCCCGCAGGCUGGAGCCCGUGUGCUCAGGGCUGCAGGCCCAGAUCCUCCGCUGCUACCACGACCACCUGCAGGAGGUGCUGCUGUGCUCCGAGCUGGUCAAGGCCUACCAGCACUGCGUGAGCGCCGCCCACAAGGGUUGAGGAGCAGCCAUCACUCCUGGCCCUGGCAGUGACUUGGAGCCCUGAAGAAGGGUCUGGUGAUGGAACCACAGUCCACAGACCCCUGGGCCACAGCCAUCAUGCCCGGCCAUCCCCCGUUUGGCGCCUGAGGAUGCCUCUGUGCCAUGUGCUUAAGAAAUAGAGUAUGUGCAACUGUCCGAAAACAAAUAAAGCUCGUGUCUUGGUCCUCAGUCAUUCUCU
Diceros bicornis minor is the source of this 1143-nucleotide messenger RNA. It is a transcript of the gene CHCHD6, whose product is annotated as coiled-coil-helix-coiled-coil-helix domain containing 6. Gene Ontology annotation, biological process: cristae formation; DNA damage response. The transcript is spliced from 7 exons. NCBI's taxonomy places the organism in Eukaryota, Metazoa, Chordata, Mammalia, Perissodactyla, Rhinocerotidae. Gene Ontology annotation, cellular component: MICOS complex; mitochondrion. Bases 286 to 924 code for a protein of 212 amino acids. The record is from RefSeq and is a predicted model, not a curated record.